Molecule: messenger RNA, 1868 nt
Organism: Volvox carteri f. nagariensis
Lineage: Eukaryota; Viridiplantae; Chlorophyta; Chlorophyceae; Chlamydomonadales; Volvocaceae
Exons: 8
Coding region: 39-1154 (371 amino acids)
Biological process (GO): chromatin remodeling
Cellular component (GO): nuclear chromosome
Source: RefSeq, a predicted model, not a curated record
CAAUUCCUCUGGCGCCUUGGAGGGUCGUGGAGGACGACAUGGGGCGCUGCCUCAAGGGCUUCAAGAGCUUCAAGGACCUAGGGGGGCCGAGGCUAGUUAGGUUGCAGCUGUAUGUACGGCGUGGUGACACGGUGUUUCGGGAUGAGCUGGAGUGGGACGUGAACGACCCGGCGGCCAGCACGUUGCAGUACGCCUGCGAGGUUUGUGUGCACCUGCAUCUGGAUCUGGCCUGGGCUCAAGCCAUUAGCUCGCACUUGCAUGACCUGGUGCACGAGGUGGUGGAGGACCUCCGAAAGCACCCCGAGGAGGUCAGCUUGCUGCCACCCACACCCGGCAUCUGGCACACCACGUCAACCAGCUGGGAGCCCCUGCCGCCAGGCCAGAUGCCGCCAGACCAGCCGCAGCUGCAGCAGCACGAGCCACAAGGACAGCAGGAGCCGCUGCUUGGAAGUAGUGGCCAGAACGGCAGUGGUGGUGCAGCUGCCGUUGCUGGCUGUGCCAGUGGCACUGGGUCGGGGUCGGGGGUUAUCCCUCGGGAUGCAGUCCGCAGCCCCUUCCCGCGCAUCGAGGCGUACGACCCUGCCACCGACUUGGAAGCUGAGCGUCGAGCCCGAAGGGAGGCCAAGGCGGAGCGUCGCAAACGUGAGGACGAGGUGCGGCAGCACCCCCCUCGGCCGCAACCGGAGGAUGCACGGAGCGGAGGACAGCAGCAGUCGCCUGUCAUGAAGGAGGUCGAGGCGCGGGAGGGUCCUCCAGGCCAGGGGCCUUCAAUGGCAUCGAUGCAGCAGCAGCAGCAAUCGUUGAUGCAGCCGCGGCAGGUUAAAAACGAGCCAGCAGUAGGGCAGACGACUACAUCGCCGCUGCCGCAACAGCAGCAGCAGCUGCCGCCGCCCCAGCAGCAGCAGCAGCAACAGGCGACUGGACAUCACCACCAUGGGCACCAUCACCACCACCAUCACUCUCAUUCCCACCAUUCGCACCAUCAGCAACACACGCCUUUGCAGCAGCAGCAGCAGCAGUUCCAGCAGCAACAACAACAACUUCAACCCCAGCAACAGUACCAGCCGCAGAUGCAGCAGCCAGGCCACAAACAGGAGCCGCAGAUGCAGCAGCAGGGGAUGCGACCGGACACAACACACGGUACUGUGUCAUGAUGUCGUACAUGUUUGCCGAAUUGUGAAAGAAGCUGCUCCCAAACUUAAGUUGCAGGCGUCAUAUAUCCCACCUCGUGUGUCGCGUCCAUUUCCCAAAUGACAUGGACUUAAGCACACACACACUUAAGCACACAGACACAUGCAUACAGACAUACAGGGCGGGAAAGGCCAAAGCCGCUUUUUGCGGCGUCAUUCCCGGUGUACCUGCCGUGUACUGAGUUGUCCAAGGCAAGGCCGCCUUUUCCGGUACCGGUGCUCCUGCUCCUAGUACUGCUCCUGCUGCCUCACUGAAGAAACCGAACACAUCUACAGACCAUACCUACUAAUAGACCAUAAAAUGGCUACAAGGCGCUUUAUCCAACGGCUCAGGCGGCGUAACGGCAACCGAGCGGGAUCACCACGGAGGAACCAGCCAGCGAAACCACAGCCUCGGGCCGCAGAGCUUAAACAUAUUUAAUAAAUGGUACUGUGCCGGGACGCCACUACUCCAUCGCGCAUGCGAGGCGAUGCGGGACACAGGCACCCACCCAGGGCAGUACGUUACAAUCCAGGCCAAUUGCUACAUACGACACGACUUUCAUUCAGUGUUCAGCGGUUCAGGCAGCUCUUGCUGGGUCCAUGUGGAUUGCUUGAACCCGGGGCCCAACCGCGCGAAACAACGCAUAUCACUCCCUCCACAUCUCUGCACCCCCACAAAACGCGCACCCGCAGCCG